AUCUCUUCAAUGCGCAACCGGAAGCACGAGUUUCAAAUUUUUGUUUAUGUCUGUGUCUGGACCUGUCUGCGGAGAGCGCCAGGGAGUAAACUAACGAUUUCCAGCUCGGAUAACAUUUGCAGAAAGAUGUAGCAUUGUAUCCAAAUUAUGGAGACAGAAGAAUGAAGGCUAAGAAAGGGAGAUGUCGGCUGAGCCCGAACGAAGAGGCUCGGCUGAUGAAGGAAGAGACGGAGAAACGGAGGCGACUCAGGCUACAACAGGUGAGAGAGCAGUCCAGUCAAAAUGCUGCUAGGAUCCGCCAAGCUGUCAAACAGGAAAAGAACAGGCAGCUCCAAAAGUUGGCUUCAACCCUUCAGAAUAAUCUGGAGAACGAGAAGGAGGAAAAGAUCAGACAUUUGGAGAACCAGUAUGAGAACAGUUUACGAAGUAUAGGUCAAGGUCACAGGGAAGCCAGUGAACAGGUGGACGUGGAAGAAGAGCGCUACCUUUUACAGCAGGAGUCCAACAGACGAGCAGACAAUCGGUACAAACAGGCCCUGGAGAAACAGAGACGUGAACAGAUGUUCCAGGAAUAUGAACAAAAGUACCAGAUCAUUGCCAGACAAGUAGCCUUAGAUGCAGAGAAAGAGAGAGCCAAAACUAUAGCUUCUUUACCUCCUCCUCCAAAAGAUCCAGUUCUUGAUCUGGCUCAACCUGAGCGUAAGUCUGUGAAGAUGACUGAUAUAGAUAACUUCACCACAACCCACUAUAUAUAA
This is a messenger RNA of Saccostrea cuccullata (small rock oyster), 755 nucleotides long. Its product is annotated as centrosomal protein of 295 kDa-like. The record is from RefSeq and is a predicted model, not a curated record. The transcript is spliced from 7 exons. Gene Ontology annotation, molecular function: microtubule binding. Lineage: Eukaryota; Metazoa; Mollusca; Bivalvia; Ostreida; Ostreidae. Bases 162 to 755 code for a protein of 197 amino acids.